Sycon ciliatum is the source of this 660-nucleotide messenger RNA. RefSeq lists its product as uncharacterized. Gene Ontology annotation, molecular function: nucleic acid binding. NCBI's taxonomy places the organism in Eukaryota, Metazoa, Porifera, Calcarea, Leucosolenida, Sycettidae. Bases 1 to 660 code for a protein of 219 amino acids. The transcript has a single exon. The record is from RefSeq and is a predicted model, not a curated record.
AUGUCGUCGCCACAUCACCCGCAGAGUAACGGGUUUAUCGAAUCGCAAGUCAAGAUCGCUAAGAGAGCUCUCGAGAAGGCAAGGGAGAGCGGGACCGACCCGCACUUAGCACUGCUGUGCAUUCGCGCCACCCCAGUGUGCCAGGGCUUACCGUCGCCGGCCGAGAUGCUGUUCGGUCGUCAGGUACAGGACAACCUGCCUCGCAAACACCAGCGCGACACUCGGGACGAGGCCAUCCGACAGAAGCUCGAGGAACGGCAGGACCAGCAGAAAGUACACCAUGACCAGCGAGCGCAGUCUCUCCGCCCCCUAGUUCCUGGUCAGCACGUCGGCAUCCGCAGCCCGACCACGCACCUGUGGGAACCUGGUAUCGUAACCCAGUCUGUCAACGGGCCACGGUCAUACAUGGUGCAGCCUGACCAUGGGACAGAAGUGCGGCGCAACCGUACCCACCUCAGAGAGAGGCGGGUCCACUUCCCGCCGGAUGCCAGUCUCGCAGGCCCUCAGCCGCCGAGUGACGUGCCGUCGCCGUGGAGCGACGUUAGUCAGUCUCAGCCGCCGUCACCGUGUGACGUCAGCCAGCCUGCUGAACCUGCCACCCAGCUGUAUCGAACACGGUCUGGCCGCGCAGUCGCACCCAGGUCAAUCCUGGAUGUGUAG